This is a messenger RNA of Vitis vinifera (wine grape), 2789 nucleotides long. Its product is annotated as IQ domain-containing protein IQM2. Lineage: Eukaryota; Viridiplantae; Streptophyta; Magnoliopsida; Vitales; Vitaceae. The record is from RefSeq and is a predicted model, not a curated record. The coding region runs from base 506 to 2608 and encodes 700 amino acids. The transcript has 8 exons.
CACCUUUGUGUCAAUGCAUGCCAUCAUAGCGAUGGUGUUACCAUUUUGGGUACAAUUGACAACCCCACCACAAAGUGAAAAUGGAAGAAAGGCGUGUGGGUGAGUGCUUGAAGGUGAUGAAUUAAUGCAUGGUCAUGAGUCGUGAUGGCUUUCCCCAAGUUACAGUGCGUGUAAAACGAAUACCUUUCUCCAUAGUCCACCCCACGUGGUUGGACUUCUACUCUUUCUCUCUCUAGUGUCUCUCUCCAGAACUCGCUUUCUCUUCCUCCUCAAACCACUUUCUCUCUCUCCUCUAUGUAUAUAUAUAUCAGUCCUAGGAGAGGCUACAGAUGUCUCAUUAUAUAAAGUUUUUUGGUAUGAAAAGUGUAAGAAAGGUGUGAUAGAAAGGGAGAUGCUAUUCGCCAUUAUCCAUUAACAAACCCUACGAUUCGUGUCUUAUCAUUUUGUUUGGUUGAUUGGAAAAUUCUCUGUUCAUUGAGGAAUUGGGACUCUGUUAUUUGUUUGAAUGGGAAUCUCUUUUUCCUGCCCAUUCUCUGAAUCCAACGACUUGGAAACUGGCCUGGAAUCAGUUGUAGUGAAAUCCAUCAGUUUUGGAGACAAUGAAGUGAAAACAGCAAAAAGAUCCGUCAGUUUCAAUGGUCGAAACUCCGAACCGACGAUAAUGAGAUCCCUGGGGUCUGGAAAGAUGAUAUUAGAAGGGUCCGUGAGCUUUGAAAGGGGAGAAUUGGAGACAAAGGUCUUAAUCAAGGCUCCUUCAUUAGACAAGGAGAAGAGUAUGAUCACCAGAUCAGCCAGUACUGAGCAAAAUCAAGUUGAUAAUUAUUCAUCGAGAUCGGAUAUUACUACAGAGAUGAUCCCUCGAUCACCUCUUUCAGAUUCCAGCCACCCCAAACAUGAGGCCGCCCUAAAGUUGCAGAAAGUUUAUAAAAGCUUUCGGACUAGAAGAAAGCUGGCAGAUUGUGCAGUUCUCAUUGUGCAGAACUGGUGGCAACUCUUAGAUUUCGCCGAGCUCAAGCAUAGUUCUAUCUCAUUCUUUGAAAUUGAGAAGCAUGAGUCUGCCAUUUCUCGGUGGUCAAGAGCAAGAACAAGAGCAGCCAAGGUUGGAAAGGGUUUAUCUAAGAGUGAUCGAGCUCAGAAACUUGCGUUGCAGCACUGGCUUGAGGCGGUAAGCAUAUUGUAUUUCAAUAAAUUUUUCCUUUUCUUCAGAUUUUUUUGGGCUGUUGUUGAUUCUGUUUCUCUAUUUUUUGUGGAACAGAUUGAUCCGAGACAUCGGUAUGGACACAAUCUUCAUUUCUACUAUGUUCAAUGGCUUCAUUGUCAAAGCAGAGAACCCUUCUUCUACUGGCUGGAUAUAGGAGAAGGGAGAGAGGUGAACAUAGAAAAAUGCCCGCGAUCUAAACUCCAGCAGCAGUGCAUCAAGUAUCUUGGACCGAUGGAAAGGAAAACUUAUGAAGUUGUAGUAGAGGGCGGGAAGCUCUUCUACAAACAAACCGGGGAGCUCCUGGACACCACCGGAGAAUCCAAGGAUGCUAAGUGGAUUUUUGUGCUCAGCACAUCUAAGACCUUGUAUGUUGGGAAGAAGAAGAAAGGCACAUUUCAGCACUCCAGCUUCUUGGCUGGAGGAGCCACAUCGGCUGCUGGGAGAUUAGUAGUUGAAAACGGCAUUCUAAAGGCAGUUUGGCCUCACAGUGGACAUUACCGGCCAACAGAAGAAAAUUUUCAAGAUUUUGUUUCUUUCCUCAAAGAGAACAAUGUGGAUCUCACAGAUGUUAAGAUGAGUCCUGCGGAUGGAGAAGAUGAGGAGCUUGUAAAACAAAGCAGUGUUUGCCUUAGAAGCCUGUCUUCCGAAGAAGACUUGACUGACAAGGCGAAGGGCACUGAAGAGAACUUGAAUCAAGAGAAGAUUGGAUUAGCAGAAGCAGAGCCUGCUGCUGUGUCAGAAAUGCCAAAGUCAUGGCGAUCAUCCAGUCUUGGUAAAAGUUUGACUAAUAUUAAGAUACCAAAAAGGGGUGAAUUGUUUCAGAGAUCAGAGAAUGGAAAUCUGGCUGCUGGACCAGGUUGUGGCAAUGACUCUGCAGAGUCUCCUCUGGGUGGUUACGAGUCAGAGGAAGAGGAGACCACUGUAGAACAGGACUACAUGCCCCCAAAGAGGAGCCUUGUUGAAGAAGAAGAGGAACAUGAUAUCAAAGCCACUCCAAAGGAAUCAAUUCUCCGGAGGAUCAAUUCACAGAAGGGAAUGGAAUUGUAUCAAUUGGGGAGGCAGUUGUCUUGCAAAUGGACAACAGGAGCUGGACCCCGAAUAAGCUGUGUGAGGGACCAUCCCUCAAAGCUCCAGGUCCGGGCUCUGGAGCAUGUCAACUUGUCUCCAAGAAGUGCCGGCCAUUGUAGAUCAGAGUUCUCCCCCAGAAGCUCAAUUGAGCUGAACCCCCCAAAGGUGUCAACACCCAUCAGUUACAGCAGUGGGACACCGCCCCCUGCAAGUUCCCCUGUUUUUGAAAAAGGGGUUUUGCCUCACAGAAGCAUUCAUCAUUCUAAAACACCGUUUUCUCCAUUGUCACGAGGUAGUGAUAGAUCUACCAUUUUCCCCUGUAGGCAGAUAUAUUCCUGAUUUCAUCUAUUCUUUUGUGAAUAGGAAAGACAAGAUAGGAAUUCUUUUACCAUUCUUUUGUAUUUGAAUCAUGUACACAGUUUCUGUUUCGUUCAUCUUGUACAAUAUGAGAUGAAAAACUUGUAAAAUUUCUUGGGUUUUAACACCCUUACAAUACAAAAGAAGAUCUCCAUUCAGACUA